AUGUUCAGCUACCUCCAGAAACGCUUCAGCAGCCACCUGAGAGAACGCAGCCGGCGAAGAGCGAGGCUGGUCUCCAAAGAUGGAAGGUGCAACAUCGAGUUUGGCAACGUCGAACAGUCAAGGUUUGUCUUUUUGAUUGAUAUAUGGACAACUAUCCUGGAUCUCAAGUGGAGGUACAAAAUGACCAUCUUCAUUUCAGCCUUCUUAGGCAGCUGGUUUCUGUUUGGUCUCCUCUGGUACGCUGUGGCUUACGUACACAAAGACCUUCCAGAGUUCAAUCCUUCCACAAAUCACACUCCCUGCGUGGAGAACAUCAACGGCCUGACUUCAGCUUUCCUCUUCUCCUUGGAGACCCAGGUCACCAUUGGUUAUGGCUUCAGGUGUGUCACAGAGCAAUGUGCCACUGCCAUCUUCCUGCUCAUCUUCCAGUCCAUCUUAGGGGUGAUCAUCAAUUCUUUCAUGUGCGGUGCCAUCUUAGCCAAGAUCUCCAGAUCCAAAAACAGGGCUAAGACCAUCACCUUCAGCAAGAACGCUGUCAUCAGCAAACGUGGAGGGAAGCUCUGCCUCCUUAUCCGAGUGGCAAACCUCAGGAAGAGCCUCCUGAUUGGGAGUCACAUCUAUGGGAAACUUCUCAAGACCACCAUCACCCCAGAAGGAGAGACAAUCAUUUUGGACCAGGUCAACAUAGAGUUUGUGGUUGAUGCUGGCAACGAGAAUCUCUUCUUUAUCUCCCCGCUGACUAUUUAUCACGUCAUAGAUAAGAGCAGCCCCUUCUUCCACAUGGCAGCAGAAACCAUUCUGCAGCAGGAUUUUGAACUGGUGGUGUUUUUGGAUGGGACUGUUGAAGCAACAAGUGCUACCUGCCAAGUGAGGACAUCCUACAUCCCAGAAGAAGUACUCUGGGGUUAUCGUUUCGCCCCCAUUGUGUCCAAGACCAAAGAAGGGAAAUACAGAGUAGACUUCCAGAACUUCAGCAAGACAGUAGCUGUGGAGACACCUCACUGUGCCUUCUGCCUCUACAACGAGAAAGAAGCUAAAGCCAAAGAGAAGAAAGGUUAUGACAACCCUGGUUUUGUCUUAUCGGAGGUUAGUGAAACCAGUGACACCAAAAUGUAG
Messenger RNA from Colius striatus (speckled mousebird), 1116 nucleotides. RefSeq names its product potassium inwardly rectifying channel subfamily J member 1 (gene KCNJ1). Bases 1 to 1116 code for a protein of 371 amino acids. NCBI's taxonomy places the organism in Eukaryota, Metazoa, Chordata, Aves, Coliiformes, Coliidae. The record is from RefSeq and is a predicted model, not a curated record. Gene Ontology annotation, cellular component: plasma membrane. Gene Ontology annotation, biological process: potassium ion import across plasma membrane; regulation of monoatomic ion transmembrane transport. The transcript has a single exon. Gene Ontology annotation, molecular function: ATP-activated inward rectifier potassium channel activity.